Molecule: messenger RNA, 2928 nt
Organism: Seriola dumerili (greater amberjack)
Lineage: Eukaryota; Metazoa; Chordata; Actinopteri; Carangiformes; Carangidae
Gene: kif28
Product: kinesin-like protein KIF28P
Exons: 25
Coding region: 1-2928 (975 amino acids)
Biological process (GO): microtubule-based movement; cytoskeleton-dependent intracellular transport
Cellular component (GO): microtubule; kinesin complex
Molecular function (GO): ATP binding; microtubule binding; microtubule motor activity
Source: RefSeq, a predicted model, not a curated record
AUGAGGGCUAAAGCCUCAGACAUGCACAGCAAGGACUGUGUCAAAGUGGCCGUCAGAGUCAGACCAUUCAACAAGAGAGAGAGGGAUGCAGGCAGCCACUGUGUCGUCUCCAUGGUGUCGAGCUCCAUCACCAUCCAGGACCCACGUGACUCUCAGAACCGGCGCUUGUUCUGCUUCGACUACGCCUACUGGUCCCACAGCGGCUUUGCACAGGACCGCCGUGGCCUGUUUGUGCCUGAAGAGCCAGGGGGACGAUAUGCUGACCAGGACAGUGUGUUCCAGGACCUGGGAGAAGGAAUACUGGAGAAUGCACUGCAGGGUUACAAUGCCACACUGUUGGCCUACGGGCAGACCGGCUCUGGAAAGAGUUACUCAAUGGUGGGCUAUGGGCCGAACAAAGGCCUGGUUCCUAAACUCUGUGACCGACUGUUUGAAGCCAUUAGAGAAAACCAGGAUACCAGACAGUGUCAGGUCUUUUUCAGUAUGAUGGAAAUCUAUAAUGAGCAGGUAAUUGACCUGUUGUCUCGGGGAUCUCGUACUCCAGCAGGGCUCAGAGUUAGAGAGGAGCAGCAACGAGGUUUCUAUGUGGAGGGUCUCCGUACAGUCCCCUGUGACAGCGCACCACAGGUGGAGCAGUUGAUGGAACAGGGAACCAGGACUCGAACCACGGCUGCCACUCACAUGAAUGCCAACAGUAGUCGCUCACACAUGCUGAUUAUCCUCCAGCUCAAACAGAUCUUUUCCAAGGAGAGCAUCACAAAGCAGUCCAACAUUAAUCUAGUUGACCUGGCUGGCAGUGAGCGUCAGCGGUCAUCUGGGUCAGAGGCUGACAGACUUAAAGAGGGCACAGCCAUCAACCUGAGCCUCACCACCCUGGGCAAUGUCAUCAGUGCUCUUGCUGAUGUGGCGGUGGGGAAGAAGGUCAUCCAUAUUCCUUACAGAGACUCAGUUCUCACCAAGUUGCUGCAGUCUGCACUGGGAGGCAACAGUCGCACUGUAAUGAUUGCCACACUGAGCCCUGCUGAUAUCUGCUACGAGGAGUCUCUCUCAACCCUGCGCUAUGCUGAGAGGGCAAAGCGUAUCCAGAACCGGGCAGUGGUGAACGAGAGCCCCACUGAGCGUCUUGUUAAAGAGCUGAAGGCAGAGAACGCCAGACUGCUACAGAGGCUGAGCCGGCUGGGCCAGGAGGGACGCAGAGCAAAUGACGAGACCAAGGAGCUUCGUCAGCUGCUGACCCACAAUGAGCUCCAGAUCAGAGCCAUUCAGACUCUAUGGGAACAACACCUACAGGAGGCGCUGAAGGACUGGGAGCAACAGUAUGCUAAUAUCACACAGCUCCUCUUCUUGUCUCCUACUGCCAUUCACAAGGUCUCUCUGUCUCUGCCUCACUGUCAGGAGAGGAGGAUGAUGCAGAUGCAUCCCUACAUCCUGAACAUCAAUGAGGAUGCUCAGCUGUCUGGGGUGGUCAAGCUUUUCAUCCAGGAGGGUGAAUGGGACAUUGGCCUGUGUGACUCCUCUCUGAGAUCCAUUUCUAUCAAGGGCCUAGGGAUUCAGGAGCGUCAUGCUGUGUUCAGGAAUGAACAGCGGCGGGUAACACUGACCCCGCAGCCAGGGUCAAAGGUCAUUGUCAAUGGCCAUGCUGUUUUCCAGACAACUGAGCUGCAGCACCUGGACCGUCUUAUUCUUGGUUCCAACUGUACCUACCUGUUCAUUGGUUAUCCGUCUGAGAGGGGAGGGGAUGACUGGAGUCGCUACGACUACGACUACUUCCAGUCUGAACUGGCUGCUGCUGAGGGUAUCCACCUGGUAAUGUGUCUGUGUUUAGGUGAGUCCAGCGCUACGUCCACUCAGACAGACCCCAGUCUGCUGGCAGUUUUCUACGACUACAUCAAACUGAUGCCCAUGGUGGCUGAAGCCAACCAGAUGAGCCAGGAGCUGAACAAGGGGGUAGAGUUUAAGUUAGAGAUCAAGAAUUUGGCACUGUCAGAUUCAAAAGGUCACGAUCUGGAGAAAGAGAUUGUUGUCAGAGUCACCUCAGUGGGAAGAAAACAGGUAUGGAUGUGGUCCAAGGCCAAGUUUGUGAACCGUAAAUUCCUGAUGGAAGAAGUCUACCAGCAGCAUCAGGCUGAGCAGAAUGCAGACACGGCGUUACCCAGAGAUAAAGACCCGUUCUGGGAUCCAGUGGAGCCUCUGCUGCUGGGCACCGCUCAUCUCUGGCUUCAGUCUUUGGCCUUCCGCAUCCCUCUGGAAGAGCAACUGGAGGUGCUGGGGUCAGAGGGCACAGAGGAGGCCAUUCUACAAGCACAGCUGGUUCCCUGUAACUCCACCGGACUACCACUUGGUGAAGAUGACAUCCUGAUCGACCCAUCUGAGUUACUGGGUCGACGACUGGACUUCCAGCUGGUCCUGGAACAGUGUUGUGGCCUGCGCUGGAUCAGAGAGGCCCGCAAUAGAGGGGUUCAAUUUGGUUUCAGGUUAUUUGACUGCAGCCAGCCUCUCUACACUCCAGCAGUGUGGCACAACUUCAACCCUCUAUUGGAUCACAGAGUCCACUUCGCCUCCCUCCACACCUCCCAACGUCUGCUGGACUACCUGCAGAGCAGUGCUGUCGUGCUGGAGCUCUGGGGCCUUCAAGGUGGGGAUAGUGCGCGUGGACGGUCGGUGCGCCCCAGCUGCGAUGCAGAGUUUGCUCGUGCUCUCAAGGUUUUCUACCACAGUAUGACCUCAGUCAGGGGUCAGCUGCAGCGCCUGCGCAGACACAGACCCAGUGAGGAGUCUGACCUGCUGGGGCUCAGACUCUUUAUAGAUGAGCAGAGUCGUCUGCUGAGAGACUUCUCAGAGCAGCUGGAACACAGCGUCUCCGCACUCAAACAAGAUGUAGCCGCCAUUGUCCGCCGGAAACGAGAGCGAUCAGGAAUCUGGUCUUGA